Molecule: messenger RNA, 2087 nt
Organism: Mercenaria mercenaria
Lineage: Eukaryota; Metazoa; Mollusca; Bivalvia; Venerida; Veneridae
Product: 5-hydroxytryptamine receptor 2A-like
Exons: 4
Coding region: 292-1935 (547 amino acids)
Biological process (GO): adenylate cyclase-activating adrenergic receptor signaling pathway
Cellular component (GO): membrane
Molecular function (GO): G protein-coupled receptor activity; dopamine neurotransmitter receptor activity, coupled via Gi/Go
Source: RefSeq, a predicted model, not a curated record
UUUUCUCCAUCUUGAAACAAACCGGAAGUUUUGGAAAGAAAUGUCAAACUUUGACAGGUCAAUAUUUUUUUUGAGUGUUAUGGAAAUAGGACGAGCGAUGCAAUGAUAACAACCCAGAAUGAUCUUACAGUUCAGUAGAAUCACCCCGUCGUUAGACAUAAGGACUGUUUUCAUCGCUGCAAGAUGUAUCAAUGACCUACUGUUUUCCAAGGACCAGUUUUUAAGGGCUGUCCAUCCGAGUGCUUCUGGGUAUUUAAUAUUGACCAGGACCCUUCUUCAAAUCAGUGACUCAUGAACGGAUCAUCUGCAUAUUUUGGAUAUGAAAUCGAUAUGAAUACGUCGUCUGGCGGCGAGAUCGCCCCACAACAUAACUGGGAGGUACUGUUGCUGCUGCCCUUGGUGAUAUUUGGCGUGGCGGGAAACAUUCUGGUUUCCAUGGCGGUUACUAUGGAAAAGCGUCUACAGAGCGUGACCAACUACUUCCUGUUAUCACUUGCAAUCACGGACCUUCUCGUCUGCAUUAUCGUAUGGCCGUUCAGCAUUCUCAAUGAAUUUUUAGGUUAUUGGCCUCUGAAUGUAGCGCUCUGUGAUCUGUAUAUUACGUCAGACGUUCUUCUGUGUACGUCAUCGAUUCUGCACCUCUGUACAAUAUCGUUGGAACGAUUUCUCGCUAUCAGGAGUCCUUUAAUGUUACGGACGCGGACUAAAACAACGACCAGAAUAAAAAUCUUUCUUGUUUAUCUCGCCGCAUUGGCAAUAAGCAGUCCAAUUAUGAUACUUGGCUUUGUUAAUGAGAAGAAUAUAUUGAACGGAAACCAGUGCGUGCUAAGUAAUAAGCAUUUCAUAAUUUACGGGAGUGUAAGCGCUUUUUACAUUCCCUUAGGGAUCAUGGGGAUUUUGUUCGGUUUAACGAUACAUCUGUUGAGAGCUAAAUCGAAAAUGUGUGAUCCCAACGAGAGCAGAGACGGCGACGUGAUAAUGAGAAGAUUUAGAAGCAGUGGGAGUUUGAGCUUUAGGAAACGUUCUAAAGCUUUACAGAAGGAAUAUGCUAAUAGAUCUAUGUCGCCACUGACUCCCAUGUCAUCGCUAGAUGGCAAUGAAAAGUUCUUUCGCCAACAAUCAACGACUAGUAAUGACACUACUGAACAAACUGAUCAGGUAAAGCCAUUAUUUUACAAAGAUACAGAUCAAUCGGACAGUAGUUCAUCAAGAAGUGGAAGCCCUGUCUCACAGCAGCUCAGUUCUCCAGAAUGUCAUAGCACGGAUCAAUCUACUUCAACUGAUUACCGUAUACACUUGGAAGAUUUACGGCAACAAAGCAUUCCCGAAGAUGAACUUUAUGACACGGGUACCAGUACAGCCGUCACGCGAUCUCUCUCUACGCAUGAUCAAGGGUUAGCCAAUCAAAAGCUAAGUGAUAUGAAUGAUAACGAGACUGUCGAAUCAGGAGUUAUAAAGACAUUUAGUGCGCCAUCAAGAUUGCAUGACCUUGUGAAAAAGCACCAUGGGUUAGGAUCUGCACGAUCUCCAAGCAGUUUUAUGUCUAUGUCUAAAAAAGAUUCACUCCGACAAAAACAAGUGAAAAAUUCCGUUAGAACAGAGCAAAAGGCGAGUAAAACUCUGGGGAUUUUGUUCGGUUGUUUUGUGUUUUGCUGGGGACCAUUCUUUAUUGUGAACAUUCUCACAGCAAUAUGUGAUUCAUGUUAUUUUGACCAUCUUAUGGUCACCAUAUUUGUUUGGUUAGGUUAUGUAUCCAGUACGCUCAAUCCCAUUAUAUACACUGUGUUUAACAGAACUUUUAGAACCACAAUUAUCAAACUCAUGAAAUGCCAGUAUAAACGUGUACAAAAGUCAAUGAGGAUCAAAGCUAUAUGUGUAGGUCUUAACUACAACGUUCCUGAACGUAAGGACGCCGAUAUGCGUAUACCAUUAUGACACACGCUUACAAAAGUACAUGAAUGGAUGGAAAAGUAAUAUUGUACAGAUUGCAAGAGAGGAACAGGACAGAAGUGAUAACGUCUGGUUUGUUAGAAGAUUUCAGAUAAAAAUGAUUACGUCAAGAUUGAGAGAGAAACCCGAAAAUAAUA